This is a messenger RNA of Telopea speciosissima, 1374 nucleotides long. Its product is annotated as zinc finger BED domain-containing protein RICESLEEPER 2-like. The record is from RefSeq and is a predicted model, not a curated record. Bases 1 to 1374 code for a protein of 457 amino acids. Gene Ontology annotation, molecular function: protein dimerization activity. Lineage: Eukaryota; Viridiplantae; Streptophyta; Magnoliopsida; Proteales; Proteaceae. The transcript is spliced from 4 exons.
AUGAGAUGUUGCCCUAAGCAUGACAAUGAAGAUGUAGCCCAGAUGCUUAUGACAACAUCUGGAGGGAAGGUGACCAUGAGGGAUAGGCAUAUUGAUCCAACAAUUGUACGGGAGAUAGUGAUGACAUUGAUAGUGAAGAAUGAAUUACCUCUCAAAUUUAUAGAGUAUGACAAUUUUAGAAAAUUAAUGUUGUAUAUUUGGCCAGAGUACAAACCUAUAUCUAGGAACACUCAAAUGUCAGAUAUUCAUAAAUUAUGGAAAAGGAAGAACGAAAAGACCAAGGAGUUAAUCCUAAGUUCUCUAGGAAGGGUUUCUUUGACUACUGAUCUUUGGACUUCCAUCACUAAUGAUGGUUACAUUGUCCUCACAGCUCAUUAUAUUGAUAGAUUAUGGGUUUUGCAAAAGAAGAUGCUCAGAUUUACUAUCUUGCCACCUCCGAAUGCUGGUGCUCAUAUUAGUGAAGCAAUUGGGAAGAUGUUGAUGGAAUUGGGGAUCGAAAUGAAACUAUUUUCUUUUACAGUAGAUAAUGCUAGUUCUAAUGAUUUGUUUGUGAAAUUUUUAAAGAGUAAAUUAAAUGCAAAAAAUAUUUUUUUGUGCAAAGAUGACUUUUUCCAUGUUAAAUGUUGUGCACAUGUGUUGAACCUAAUUAUACAAGAUCGAAUCAACUUAAUAGAUAGUUCUAUACAAAAGGUUCGAGAUAGUGUAAAAUUUGUGAAAAGUUCUCAAUCAAGAAAGAUAAGGUUUAUGGACAGUUGCAAGCAAUUGAGAAUCGCAUCUAACAAGGCCUUGAAUGCAGAUGUGAUUACCCAAUGGAAUUCCACCUACCAUAUGCUUGAGGAUGUAAUCUUUUAUCGUGCAACCUUUGAAAAUUUAGUGGUUCUUGAUCUCAGAUACAAGUUGACUAUAGUGGAAUGGACAUAUUCUAGGAUUUGUGGGAGUAAAGAGGUAGUUGAAGAGGUUGUUUCACGUCUCAAGACAGCAUUGUACCGAAUUUUUGAAGCAUACAAGAGCAUGUCAAAUGUUGAAGAUCAUAUAAGUAAUGUUGCUGAAGAGGAAGAUGACUAUAUGGAGGUAAUUACUGGUUCAGACAAGUCUGACCUGAAUCAAUAUUUAGAGGAGUCACCAAAGGCUAAUUCCAAGGAAUUUGAUAUUUUAACAUAUUGGAAGGGAUGUGAGCAACAAUUUCCUAAUCUUGCUCGGAUGGCACGUGAUAUUCUGGCAAUUCCUAUCUUCACUGUUGCAUCCAAGUUGGCUUUUAGCCUAGGCGUCGAUCCCUAUGCUGAUGUCGAUGAUUUGGUUGAUGCAUUGAGCAAUGUACUUACAAUUGCUACUCCAACUGAACGAUGUACGACUACCUCCCAGGUUGAUGUGUGA